Culex quinquefasciatus (southern house mosquito) is the source of this 6023-nucleotide messenger RNA. RefSeq lists its product as uncharacterized. The coding region runs from base 936 to 2666 and encodes 576 amino acids. The transcript is spliced from 4 exons. The record is from RefSeq and is a predicted model, not a curated record. NCBI's taxonomy places the organism in Eukaryota, Metazoa, Arthropoda, Insecta, Diptera, Culicidae.
CCCGUCGGUCGUCAGUUCAGUGCGAACGUUUGGACCGGACGAAAGCUUUCUUCUUCCCUUGCCCAGUUUCAGCUUCAGAAGGGAGAAAGUUCUGUGUUUGGUGGAGGAGGAUUCUGGCCACAGCGCAAGUGGGGCCAGUUUUGCAGCAGACCGGAAAAAGGACCACUUAAGCACACGCGCGUGUGUGUUUGUGCGUGUUUUUGUGCGAUUUUUGAGUUUUUUUUUCGUUCUCAAGUGGGUGAAACGCAUUUAGCGUGUACGCGGUGAAUUUGACAGCAGUGCUGCUAGUUUCUCAGCAAACGAAGAAAGGUGAUAAAUUAAAAGUUGUUUUUUUUUGUCGUCGCCAAAGUCAAGACAGUUCAUAAAGUGUGAAAAUUGAAUUAAAUACGAUACUUAGUCCGUUGGACGUCGGGAUUUUGAAGAGGAGGGGAGCCGAAUUGAAAAAUAACGAAGAAAUAUAAAUCCCUCGCGGGCACGUUUUACGACCGUUUUGAGAAAAAAGAAGAAAUCUCCCCACACAAGAAAAAAAAAAACAACAAUAAGGAGUGGAAUCGAGGAAAAAGCCGUGGGACGAUCCGAAGAAAAAAUGUAUCCGGAAGAUGGAAAAAUGAGCGCCGUGAAGUGAAGCGUUGCGAGGGGGGAGACGGUUCCAUCGAUAACAAAGGGGGUGAAGGAGGAGGAAAAACAAAAAGGAGAAAUUGGUUAAGAAAAGGAAAAAGCUCUUCUUUUCUAUCAGGAAAAAAUACCAUAAAUCUCGGCGGUGACGGUUCGCUUAGUGGAUAAAUUUGGUCACUGAAGAAGGAAUACCGGCGGUGGAUUUUCUUUCUUUCUCUUGCAAACAAGAAGGGAAAGCGAAAAUACAAGGACAUCCAGCAGCUUGAAAUUAACAGGUGGCCAAACAGGCAGUUGGGCUGCCGUUUUUUAUCGGGUGAACAAUGAAAAACUUCAGCGCUGGCGGGCUCUGCCAGCUGAUUUUCCUGGCGAACGUGGUGGCCGUGUGCUGUGCCAAAGCCGUUGCAAAUGAUGGUGACAACGCCAAGCCGACGACGGAGCGCGUCGAGAGGAAGCCCAGUGACAGCGGUGACGACGGCGGCAAGCAAUCGCAGACACACCACCGGCAUCGGCGUGAAAAUGGCGACGGCGAUGGCCGGGAAGCGGGCGGAACGGCCACCGACGGCGGUGGAGAGUUGGAAAAUUUCAUUGCACUGGCACCGGACGAAGCGGAUAUUUAUAACUUUUCCAACAAUCUCAUCAACGCGGUAGAUAACGUGGACCAGGAGGACGGCGGCGGCGGAACUGACGCCGGUCAAGAGCAGCAGGACGACGACGCUGGCGGGAAUGCAAAUGAAGUGAAUCCGUUUAAUGAAUUUCUUAAUCCCCGCCAGCAGCAGCAACAGUUGGACCAGGAAGACCCGUGGGGUCUGGGACUGGACGAGCAGCAACUUCCGCCGCCGGCGUUUGAACAGCAGGAGCAACCGCAGCAGGUGGAGGAGAGCAAAUAUCUUAAACCGGUCAACCGGAGUCGUCAGCAGAAGCACCAGCACCGUCAGCAGCAGCCGCCGCCAAGUCCAAUCGUGGCCAGCAGUAUCGACUUUCUCAACUCCAUCGACGGGGGGUAUCUGCUGUCGAACGGGAUUAUCGACGAGAAGGGACAGAAGCUGGAGGAAGACAACAGUCCUUCGACGUUGAAACCGGACAACAAUGGCGGGGGUGAACAGCUCGACGACGAUGACAUUUUUGAGCAAAUGCAAAAGAAGGCCAAAUCGUACCGGCUGAAGUUGUACAAGAAGCACAAAAACUUCAAGCACAGCCACCAUCAUCGGGGUGGAUACUACCAUCCGUUGUACCAGCAUCAUCACCACCAGUAUUACCAGCAGAAGAUGUUGGAGAGGGAACGUGACCGCUGGAAGCAGCUCCAGCAGGAUCAGCAGCUCAAGAGCGGCUAUCAGGGCAAGAUUCGUUACUUUGACAGCUCGAACAAGCUUGAAACCAAGGAGGACAUCAAGGCACAUUUGGAUGGGUUCAGCAGCCGCGAGCAGUGGCCAAAUUUUGAGAAAGUCGUAACGUCACUGAACAAAGAAACUCAGCAGGACAGCAUACCACCAUACAUCAAGAAAUAUAACCGCCGGAACAAGCAGCUAAUCGACCUGCUGGAGGGAACCAUCGCUCCGUUGCAGGACUACGGCCAGCGCCACCAUGAGCGGAAGUACCAUCGCAGAAAAAAUCCCCACUGGAUGGAGGAAGACCUGUUUGAAGAGCAACGACCCAGCCAGAACAAUCUGGGACUCCAGCGGAACUACAUCCAGGAGACGAUCCAGUCGUCGACAGUCCACUCGAACUCGCUGCCCGGCGAAGGAAUCCACGUAAUCUACGACAAGAAGCACACCGGCAAUAAUGACCACGAUUACGGUCACCCGGCCAACGAUCCGAACCAUCCGUACAAGCUCUCGUCCCGUGCCGGCCAGUUUGUGUACCACCGGGUGGCGUCACCGCAACCCGUAGGUUACGGCCGACUCAAGCGCCAGCGACUCCCGUUCGUGGCCAUCACCGAUCGCCGUCUUGGAACUCCCCCGAAGCGUCGUCCCAACAGUAGCAGCAGCAGCGGCAGCUCCAGCGCGUCCGGCAACAGCGCCAGCAACCUACUGAAUCACCAACCGAUGCCUUAAGCAACACACUCACACACAUCUCUGCAGAUUCUACCGAACUCUGAACACAACACACACCCUGCGAUCCCGGGUUCCAAACCCGGGACGCGUUUAAGGCAGCUGCUCUCUCUAGACUAGGCUCUAGGAAAGCUUACACUUUUUCGUUUUGUGGUUCUUUCUUCAGUUCUACUGCUACUACGGCACUCACCGUUCUUGAGCAACUUUCUCCGCUGUGCGCGUGCUGUCACUUGGGCCGAACCCACUGCUGCCGAGUUUUCUGGUUGAUCCCGCCAACAAUGGCGCUUGUUUCAAAGGUUAAGCCAUGCCGGCCAAAGUACAAACAGCUUUAACGUGAAAUCACCACCUGUCAACAAACUUUUUUCGAGAACUGUCACUGCUCAGUGUACACGCUAAACACAGACCAACCGUUUUAGCGUAGUUUUUAUCCUUGUGACGCUUUCCAGCGCGAUUGCUUCGAUUAAAACCACCAUCGUCAUCGUCGCUUUCGCCAGGUAAGUGGUUGGAAGAGCAAGAAAAAACUUCAAAAACUCCUUUUUCCCCUCAAUUGAACCGUCGUCAUCGUCGCUGGCGGUGAUUGCUGAAUAAGCUGCAAAAAAAAUGAAAGGAGAUCGACAACAAGCAGCGGGAAUAAAUCUCAACCGAGUCUUGGAUUGCUUUCGGAGUACUUCUGUCGAUUCUAUUGAGUUUCUCGCACAAUGAAAUCGUCGUCUCCGUUAACACUACAAUUGAUGUAAAUGGGUUUCCUGCGCUGCAAACUGUCAGCACAUUUGACACGUCGACAAUGACGUCACCUUUUCAAUAGAGUCGUCUACUCUCGUUAGCGCGCGUACAAAGGAAAAGAGUAUCCUUUUUCCAUUGAUUUCAGCUCUUUUUUUAUACGCCCAAGUGCACACGUUCAAUCAGUUUAUCGCGGCGCAGAUAAACUGCAACGUUAUACCGGUUCCGAAAUAACGAUCGAAUCAAUAGACUCGAAGCUUGAGGAGGGAGGGGUAAAAUUACUGUCGUUUCCUUCUUCGUUCGAAUUCUUUGUUAAGAAAGCGCCAUUCUUCCCCCCUCAGUAAUCGGCCAUUGUUGUACUUGAUUUCUUCCAUGUGGCCACGUUACAGCUUUCAAUGGAAAGGUCAAACUUUCAGCAACCCCCUGUGAGUGUGGACAGGUGCAAGCAGUUGGAGCUCGCACACAAGUGACAGCCGGCACAAAGAGUCACUAAAAUGGUGGAAGGAGGAGAAGGAGGGGAAAAAAUAGUUGAAAAGCAGAAUACAACCAAUGAUUGUUAAAUAUAUCGAACUCCAAGAGGUUACAAAUCGUUGCUGAACGGCAUUCUCUGACAAACGAGUGCGGACCGCUGUCCGGAAGGCUUGGUUGAAUGUCAAAUGUGACAUGUCAAAGGGAGAAAAAAUGUCAUGCAAGUGACAAACAAAAAAAGAACAUACAUUAAGGUAAACAUGAUGACAAUAUAUAUUUAUUAAAGUAAAAAGGUAACAUUUACAUAGUAAAAGAUAAACAAAGCAACUCUCAUACUGCGUUAAAUUUGAGAAGUAAAAAAAAUCUUGUAUUUACUAACAUAUCAAAAUGGCUCUUUGACAACAGAUAAAAAAAAACAUCCGAAUCAAAAUGGCGCUCGCGUAGCAAGCCAACGUUAAGUCAGAUUUCCUUUGGUACCCAUUUAUACUGAAACUGUUUGCCCUUUACAGAAAUACAAGUAAACUACAACCACCACCACCACACACUCUGCAAAUCAAGCUGAUUUUGUAUGUAUACACGCAAACUCUUUCUAAGCUCACCCACAAAUACAUACAAAACACUAAUUGACCGAUGCACGCGCACGUUAGAGUCAAUUUGAGAGAGUAAAGUUUAAUGAAGUUUAACAUAACACGCAGACACCUACAAAUAAGACACACACUCAAUCACACCGAGCUCGUUGACGUAGUAAGCGCAGGGCAGAACAAUAGAACAACACGAAACGACUGGAGGCAGUGCGGGCGGACGCCUACUACGAUCACGACUGCCAUUUGAAUUCUAACUAAACUUUUACGGCGCCUACUGUGGAGUCCAACAGUAGAGGCCGGCGCUUUGUUUUCCUUUCUGUUUGACGUUUUAGUGUGGCAACAUUUUUAAUCGCAAAAAUAAGUGUAUGAAUAUUGCACAAAAAAAUCACGCAAAAUGAUGGCGCGCGAUGGCGAACGAAUGAAAUCAUGACAAUAAGCAAAUGGAACCAUAAUUUUCUAGCAUUUUAUAGCGGAAUUCGUAACACAAAAAAAACUGGUGACACGUGGAUGAUUUUCGGUGACGGGCAGGCCCCUGCGCAACUGUUUUGAUUUGUACAGCUUUUGAGGUAACACGAAAAGAGGAAAACAAAUAAGCAAUAGACUUUGACAAUACCUUUCGAAAAAAGGGGGGCGGGAAGGGGCCGAGUACGUCACUGUUCGGAGAAGGAUUAGUGACCCCCUUUCUAGAAAACAUUACCAUCACACUGGGCACAGAAAAGUCUAAUACCAAAAUCACCAAUCGACGGCGAACGUGUGUGACAAAUAUUACCAACUAAUAAAUACUUGAUAAGGAGCACUUGUAAUGUUAAUUUUCAUUAUAUUUCUUUUCUAAGUUUAGCAAAAGUUUGUUUCGAAUUGCAAAUGGUGGUUUAAUGUAACUGCACGCCAAUUUAAUCAGAUGUCACUUGCACUAAAAAGUAAGGAAAACACAACAAUACCGGAUGAGAACUACAAACAAAUCAAUGCACUCAAACACACAUACUACGAGAGAAAGUUAUAGUCAAUUUUCUGUGGAAAAAUAGGCGACACCAGAAAAAUAAGAGAAUAAUUGCACGUUUACCAAAAAAAACACACACAAACAAAUAUCACAAAUAUCAAGUGAAGCACUCGAAAAGACGCAGAAAACAGCUAAACAAAAAAGCAGAAUUUAAAAUAAAAAUGCACUUUUAAAUGUGAAUAAAUAAAUAAAGAAAUGCCGUGUUAGUUUAUAGAAAUGCAAAAUAAAUAGUAGCUAUUUUACUAUUGAAUAAAGGCACCACUCUACUGUAGCGGAAGAAACAUCAAGCCUGCUGAGAGGCUACCUUCUUAUAUACACAUUAUAGACAAAAAGACACAAAAACUCAACAAUACACAAAAACAAUAGAGAAAAGAGAACUCACACCAGCACGCAUAUAAACAAACAAAACAACAACAAGAGCAUAGUAAACUGUGUAGAUAUGUCACUUAUUAAAACAUCGCAGCAACCCUGCUGCGAUCACCUACCCAAUGAGAUAUAUAUAUUUAAGGUAAGCAGAAACAAAGUGUUUUGAAAAAAGGUAAUACACAGCGCUAAAGGUAAGCAGCACACAUGCAAACAAAAAAACAAAAA